AUGAGUCAAGUUCAAAUUAGACAAGUACCAAUAGCUACAUCAACUGAUGCGCAAAGAGUUGUUGGCUCAUGGUUUCCAACGGGUUAUUACGGAAAUUUUCGAGCUAAGUCACGAGCUGACCUAUGCAAUUAUUUUCGUCAAUUAGCUCGACCUACUCCACCCAGAAAAUUUGUCGAUCGACAAAAAACUGAAGCUACUAAUCAUGCAUUUUCUAUACAUGAUAAUCGUUUCAAAUUCGAAUGUGAUCCACUUGUUCGCGGUACUCAAACGGGUUUCGGUAAACGAAAAGCUAAAGCUAAUGCACGCGGUGAAUUCGAUCCAUUGUUUGUUAGUUGGGUACCCAAAAAUACUGAUCGUAGCGCAUUCGUUGAUGAAGUUAAAAUAACAUCAUAUGCUGAUGACUAUAAUCGAGAUUCAACUUCACCACAUAUACUAUCCGAAGUUCAAUUUAUUCAGCCAACCCAUACUGCUAGCGACGAUGCUACAACAUCAUCGACGCCAGAUAUAACUGCUUAUUCAAUGGCAUAUAAACAUGGUCAACCGGAUAAUGAGCAAUCGAAACAGAUUCGUCGGGAAACAUUCGAAAGAUUUUUAACAACACGUACACGUCUUGUAGAACAACAGCGGAGUCAACAUAGUACAAGCGUUGCAUCAUGUCUUGUUUGGAAUCAUGCCAAUGAGGACACGAAACCUUCAACGUCAAACGAUAAAAUGAUUAAUAUAGUCGUACCUAUUACAUUACAACCUCGUGUUAUUCCGAAUAUUUACAAUAAUCGCAAUAACCAUAAUAACGCUUCGCCGCGGCAACGCGCACAAAGUGCUGGGCCUCGUCUCAUAUCAACUGGGUCCGAUCAGCAACCACCACAGAGAACAUUUCAAAGUCAACCAAUUCAAUCGGUGCAAACAACAAUGACAACUCUAGAACGACCACAUACAGCUACCACUACUUCUCGUGAACAUUAUACAGGAGGAAAUUUUGGCCUUAGGGCAGCACCGCCUCCACGAGCAACUACGGCAUUUGAACGUACUACUACAAAUAGUAUGGAUAGCCUUGUGUCGAAGUAUAUGUAA
Molecule: messenger RNA, 1071 nt
Organism: Rotaria socialis
Lineage: Eukaryota; Metazoa; Rotifera; Eurotatoria; Philodinida; Philodinidae
Source: the annotation of a GenBank genome assembly